CUACCUUGUGUUGCAUGCCUUGUGACCGAGAUCUCGCUCGCCACUACUCGUGAGUGGUACACAUGCAUUAGUGCGCUCUGCCAUGGCGGCGCAUCGUAGCUGGCGGUUCGCUGGCAAAUGUUCAUUGAAUUUUACCACUACGCACGUUUUCAUCUUUACGACCUCGAUUGAAACCCACAUGAAAUUCGGAAAGGCAGAUUGAUAUAAAAAUACAUCAGACAACAGUAUAAAGCCUCCCUCCCUCCAGAGUGUAUUAAAUGAAGGCAUAUCCCACAUGGUAGCUCUCAACGGUCUCCUACGUCCCGCCGUGGCCGCUGGAUCCAUCGCUGCUUCUUUGAACACAAGCUCGCUCAACAAGAGAGCAGGGUCUAUUAGCUCUGGUUGUGGAACCACUGGCGCGCUGUCUUGUUCGUCGAAUGCAAAGGGUACUUGUUGUUUCGAGGCACCCGGAGGCCUCAUUCUUCAAACUCAGUUUUGGGAUACGAGUCCUGAAACAGGCCCAACCGACAGUUGGACUAUCCACGGUUUGUGGCCUGACAACUGUGACGGUUCGUUUUCGGAAGAUUGCGAUCCUUCCAGAGACUACACCGGUAUAUCCAGCCUACUCACCGCUCAAGGGGCGAGCUCGACUCUAAGCUUCAUGAACCAGUUCUGGCUCAAUGAUCCGGACGAUGGCAGCAACGAAGAACUUUGGGAACAUGAAUGGGCCACGCAUGGCACAUGCUACAGCACACUUCAAACCAGUUGUCUGCCUGAGGGAAGCCCCAAGGGCGCUGAGGCUGUGGCGUUCUUCGAACAGGUUGUGACCUUGUUUAAGGCCUUGCCUACUUACGAGUGGCUAACAAACCAAGGAAUCAAACCGAGCUCUUCUACCACGCACACAUAUUCUGCGUUGACCGCUGCACUCGAGGCGGAAGCUGGCGUCAUUCCCGCUUUGAAUUGUGAUGGUAGCGAUUUGGAUGAAAUAUACUGGUACUUCCACUUGAGGGGCUCCGUCAUCGACGGGGAGUUCGAGCCCAUAUCUGCUCCAGAGAAAGGCGACUGUCCUUCGAGCGGUAUCAAAUGGCUUCCCAAGAACUAAAUUUAGUUGUUCCACUUAGCUCAAUGUAACUUGAAUAUUUAUCUCAGUCUGUUUUGUGG
Messenger RNA from Lentinula edodes (shiitake mushroom), 1140 nucleotides. RefSeq names its product ribonuclease T2. Gene Ontology annotation, molecular function: RNA binding; ribonuclease T2 activity. Gene Ontology annotation, cellular component: extracellular region. The record is from RefSeq and is a predicted model, not a curated record. The transcript has 13 exons. Gene Ontology annotation, biological process: RNA catabolic process. Bases 275 to 1081 code for a protein of 268 amino acids. NCBI's taxonomy places the organism in Eukaryota, Fungi, Basidiomycota, Agaricomycetes, Agaricales, Omphalotaceae.